Molecule: messenger RNA, 444 nt
Organism: Ectocarpus siliculosus
Lineage: Eukaryota; Phaeophyceae; Ectocarpales; Ectocarpaceae
Source: the annotation of a GenBank genome assembly
AUGCCACCUCGCCCACCUCGUCCGGCUGCGGCAAAGAGGAGGAGCGUCUGCCGCCUGUCCAAGAAGCCACGAGACUCAUUGAACGCGACGUACGCGUUGUAUCAGCAGCCAGUGGAAAUUGCCGCAUCUCCCGUGACCGACGAGGAGCGAGCAUACUUUUUGGAAUGGGUCACGAAAAGAAAUCUCUCGAAACAGUACUUUGUGUUGGCGCUCACGUAUUGGAUGAGAGUUAGGUCCAAGAUAUGGGCGAAUAUGCUGGUCAAGGAACAUCGAAAAGAAUUGUACAUGAUCGUUUGCAUCCACAUAGCACUGAAGUGGCUCGGGUACGACGAGGUACUCAGUUGCAACUUCGUCCAAGACUUGCGGGAAGUCGCUGCGGUCACCAUGGAUGUACACCAAGAGAUCGAGUUUCUCGUGCUAAGCGAGCUUGGUUGGCUGCUUUGA